AAACUCAAGUCUUUUGGCGAAGACUAUAUUGAACUCAAGUCGGAAAACAACACUUAUAAAGUGAAAUAUUCCUCAGAGACUUAUCCACACUUUUCCGUUUUGUUCACCCAAUAAACAUGUAUUGUUCAGCUGAGAUUAUGGGCAACUUCAAGUUGUCUAGUCUUUCAAUGGCCAUCCUCAACUCCAACGGUUUCAGAAACCCAGUUGGUUUUUUCAACGUGGAUUCUCUUACUACAACACCAAGAAUCCCGGCGACUUCAUUAAAGUGUGGUUGCAGUAACAGUAGCAGUAACAGUACCAGUUUUGAAGUGUUUUCAGUUACAUCAUCUAGUAAGUACGACGUUGAUUAUCUAGGACAGAGCACAAAAGGGGAUUUGAAUCUCAAACUCGACCAUCUUCAGGCUUUUGGCCUUGAUGGUCAAAUAACUUUAGAUGGUCCCAUUGAGGAAGUUGCUAGGAUUGAGGCCGAAGAAGCUGAUAAUUUGCUUACUGACUUGGGUAUCCCGAGUCCUUCUUCGGCAAGAAAUUCGCCUCGUGGAAUAUUUUGUAGUAGAACAUUGAAUCUUCGUUCAAUCAGUGCCAUUGGCUAUGACAUGGACUACACCUUGAUGCAUUAUAAUGUCACGGCUUGGGAAGGUCGUGCUUAUGAUUACUGUAUGGAAAAUCUAAAGAACAUGGGUUUCCCAGUUGGUGGUCUUGCUUUUGAUCCCAAUCUAGUAAUUAGAGGUCUUGUUAUAGACAAGGAGAAAGGCAAUUUGGUUAAGGCCGAUCGAUUUGGUUAUGUAAAAAGGGCUAUGCAUGGCACGAAAAUGUUGUCUACUCGAGCUGUCAGUGAGAUGUAUGGGAGAGAACUAGUGGAUUUGAAGCAGAGUCGGUGGGAGUUUCUCAAUACACUAUUCUCUGUUUCAGAAGCUGUGGCUUAUAUGCAGAUGGUUGAUAAAUUGGAUGAAGGAGCUAUAUCACCAGACCUUGGUCCACUUGAUUAUAAAGGUCUUUACAAGGCUGUUGGAAAGGCUCUUUUUAGGGCCCAUGUGGAGGGUCAGCUCAAGAGUGAGAUAAUGUCUAAGCCUGAACUCUUUGUAGAGCCUGAUCCGGAAUUACCUUUAGCACUUUUAGAUCAAAAGGAGGCCGGUAAAAAACUUCUGCUGAUUACAAACUCAGAUUACCAUUACACAGACAAAAUGAUGCAGCAUUCCUUUAACAGAUUCCUGCCAAAUGAUAUGGGCUGGCGAGAUCUAUUUGACAUGGUGAUAGUCUCAGCAAGGAAGCCAGAAUUCUUUCAAAUGUCACACCCAUUGUAUGAGGUGGUGACGGGUGAGGGUUUAAUGCGUCCAUGUUUCAAAGCCCGUAAAGGGGGCUUGUACUCUGGGGGAAGUGCUCAGAUGGUAGAGAGUUCUCUAAAUGUCCAUGGAGAUGAAAUAUUGUAUGUUGGUGACCAUAUUUACACUGAUGUCAGUCAGUCCAAAGUUCAUCUGCGAUGGCGAACGGCACUGAUUUGUCGAGAACUAGAAGAUGAGUAUAAUGCAUUAAUUGGUAGCCGGGAUCAUCGAGACAGGCUAAUAGAGCUUAUAAAUCGAAAAGAGGUUGUAGGUGAUCUCUUUAACCAACUCCGGCUCGCACUGCAAAGGCGAACUAAAGGGCGUCCUGCACAAACCCUUGCUGCGACUAACAUGGACGAUCAGGAACUCACAGAAAGUGUUCAAAAGCUACUUAUGGUUAUGCAAAGGCUAGACGAGAAAAUAGCUCCUAUGUUAGAAGCGGAUGGGGAGCUCUUCAAUAAAAGGUGGGGAUAUCUAUCACGUGCAGGACUUUGGGAUAAAAGCCAUUUGAUGAGACAAAUUGAGAAGUAUGCAGAUAUAUAUACGUCUAGGGUGUCGAAUUUUCUACAUUAUACACCCUUCAUGUAUUUCCACUCACAGGAACAGACGCUUGCUCACGACUCGUAUUCAUAUUAUUGUUCAGAGUUCAACGGAUCUGCAUUUGGGAACGAGAAUGGAUUUAGCUUGUGAUGCAGCAGCAUGAGAGUAUAAUUUAGUGGAAGAAUUGAUGAUGAUACUUAUAAAUAUGUGAUAUGAGUAGAUGAUUAAUAAGUGAAGAUUGACAUAUGAUAUGGUUUCUCCAUUCUGUCUUUUGUA
Pistacia vera is the source of this 2135-nucleotide messenger RNA. RefSeq names its product cytosolic purine 5'-nucleotidase. The record is from RefSeq and is a predicted model, not a curated record. Gene Ontology annotation, molecular function: 5'-nucleotidase activity. The transcript is spliced from 17 exons. Lineage: Eukaryota; Viridiplantae; Streptophyta; Magnoliopsida; Sapindales; Anacardiaceae. Bases 117 to 2009 code for a protein of 630 amino acids.